Molecule: messenger RNA, 1517 nt
Organism: Pecten maximus
Lineage: Eukaryota; Metazoa; Mollusca; Bivalvia; Pectinida; Pectinidae
Exons: 3
Coding region: 188-595 (135 amino acids)
Source: RefSeq, a predicted model, not a curated record
CAGACGGAUCGCUGUGUAUGGAACAGAUGUGUAUUGGCCAUGUAGAUAUUGUAACAUACGACGUAACAUUGUAAUUCUAUGAUGGCCCAUUGAUCGAUACCAUGCCUUCGUACAUCAAGGGAUAGUAUACAUAAUUUGCUCGUAAACUCAGUACUUUAUUGACAUUUUGGAAGAGGAAUUUUGGAUCAUGCAUGUGACUGCUUUAAAGGUUGUACACAGAAAAUCCUCGGAUUUUGUGCGGAGACAAGACAGGGAAAUGAAGAAGAAGAAAAGAGCGACGAAACUGGAUCAGCCGAAGGUUCAGAAUUUGGAUAUUUACCAGCCCCAUAGUGUUCAGGAGGAGGUCAGAGACUUCGGGCUUUAUGGAAAUCUUAGGAAAGCCAAUACGGAAGUUCGAAACCCGCUACCUUCACCAGAAUUGAUCGAUCGAGAAAAGCAUGUUCUAGAGUUCGACAAACAAAGACGGAAGAAGCCCCAUGACGUUCAUUACAAAGCGUUUUAUCGGUAUCUAUCACCUGCCUUGUCCGACCAUUAUGCAGUCAUACCUAAAAGUUUACCAAACAGUGCUAGUACAACGGGAAAGGGGACGAGUUGAUAAUGAACAAACUUACUCGCUAUCAUACAAGACAAAAACUUCCUUCGUAGUCACGUGGGCCGGAAUUCAAACUACUGGUCAUGCAGAGGAUAUUCGGUCGCCUUGCACAACGAAGAAAUGAAGGCUGAUCACGUGACAAACACAAUAUUCCCCCUGAUCAGAUGAUGAUCCUGAUUUGAUUAUAGACUAAUCAUAGGUUCGAUUCUGUCGGAGGAAAAAACAAACAUAGCGAAUUUCUUGGGAUGAUGAGUUUAUGUUCGCUAGAUUUGUAAUACGUUCCAUUUAAAAAAAAAAAUUAGGUCAUUAUUUAGCAUGUAUGAUAUAACCACCUUGAAGUGAUCACCUCAUCAAUCAAAAGGGUCUUAACAAUAAAGUUAUGUUGAUAGUUUAUAACUUAGUAGAUCAAUGUUAAGAUACCUACUCGGUAAACUGGGUUGAAUUUGGCGGUCAGGCUACAUAGGGGAUGGUGUUAUUUCGGAGGGAAUGUCAUUGUUGUAGCAUGCUCAGAUUCACAAGUCUUUAACGCUAAUGAAAGAUAUUUUUGACGUGUAUUGUUUGUGUUUCUGGUGUAACUCUGGUCGUUGUGAUCACCAUGUGUACGUAUCUAGUUUUAAGAUAUAUUGUCCCUAUACAGCAUUAUAGAUUUACGAUUUGUGUUUAAGCUGUCGAUAUGUUUAGGACAAACUUGCGGUUCCAUUUUGUUUAACUUCAUCUAGAGAUAAUAUUCAUAGUUAUUUGUAAAUGCAUAUUGAGAUUAUGCUUUGGAAGUUACAUUUUCUGCAAUAUUGUCAAUUAGUUACUGUAAAGUAUAAACAAAUGAGUUUAAUAAAGUGUUUGUUUAAAGUUUAAUUGUCAUUUAUGUAAAGGGAUGACGCGCACCUUAAUGUAUUCAUACACAAUAAAGGUCUAACUAUCAAACAAA